AGACAGAUGUUAUCUAAGAAACUCCCCGAACCCUCAUCUUUGCAAUAUCUUCCUUAUAGGAAUUACAAUUAUUCUUUGGUUAUGGGAGCUUGCUGUGAAAACGUGAUUGGAUAUAUGCCUAUUCCUGUAGGCGUAGCAGGGCCGCUAGUUUUGGAUAACAGAGAGUUUCACAUUCCAAUGGCAACAACAGAAGGAUGUCUUGUAGCAAGCACAAACAGAGGAUGUAGAGCAAUAUGUCUUGGUGGAGGAGCAAGUAGCCGCAUUCUGGCAGAUGGGAUGACUCGAGGACCUGUUGUAAGGCUACCCACUGCUUGCCAGGCUGCAGAAGUGAAAGUUUGGCUUGAAAGCCCUGAAGGCUUUAAAAUAAUGAAGGAAGCUUUUGACAGCACAAGUAGGUUUGCCCGUCUACAAAAACUUAUCAUCAGUUUGGCUGGUCGUAACCUUUAUAUCCGUUUUCAGUCUGGAACAGGGGAUGCAAUGGGAAUGAAUAUGAUUUCAAAAGGUACUGAAAAAGCACUGACAAGGUUGAAUGAAGAGUUUCCUGAUCUACAGGUUAUAGCUAUUAGUGGUAACUAUUGCACAGACAAAAAACCUGCUGCUAUAAAUUGGAUAGAAGGAAGAGGGAAGUCUGUUGUCUGUGAAGCAGUCAUUCCAGCCAAGGUUGUUACAGAA
Messenger RNA from Mesitornis unicolor (brown roatelo), 672 nucleotides. RefSeq names its product 3-hydroxy-3-methylglutaryl-coenzyme A reductase-like. The record is from RefSeq and is a predicted model, not a curated record. The transcript has 5 exons. Lineage: Eukaryota; Metazoa; Chordata; Aves; Mesitornithiformes; Mesitornithidae. Gene Ontology annotation, biological process: coenzyme A metabolic process; sterol biosynthetic process; isoprenoid biosynthetic process. Gene Ontology annotation, molecular function: hydroxymethylglutaryl-CoA reductase (NADPH) activity. Gene Ontology annotation, cellular component: endoplasmic reticulum membrane; peroxisomal membrane. The annotation marks the transcript as partial.